GUCAACGUUCAAACCUCGCGCGAACUACUUCGCCCUUGCUAAACAUUUUCGUCCUAUCAAUCUUUUCUAUUAUUCGAGGCUUUGCGAUUCGCAUACCUCUCUCUCUCUUGUCACCGAUCUACUCGGUUAAAUUCCUACCUCCCCUCUAUUACGUCUACCAAAAUCUAGUAGCAUUCAACAUUUCUAUUAUGGCGUAUAAUCCCUACGGCGGAGUGCCUGGCUUCGGCCCGCCUCCGACAUACGGUUCAUAUCCUGGAGCUAGCGGUGCUCCAGGUGUUCCGUCUGCUCCUGGUCUAGGACCUCCUCCAGGCAUGUCUGCCCCAGGAAUGGCGCCACCACCUGGUGUUCAGCAGCACAACAUCAAUCAAGCUAAUCGACCUAGCGGUCUGCCAUCCAAUUUCCAAGCUCCUCCGAAUAUGCCUAAUAUCAACUUUAACGCCCCCGUAAUUCGUCUCGGUACCUCCACGAAACCCCCAACCCCUGGAAUGCAAGGUCGCAAGGACAGCGAGACCCCCAACUCUGCUGGUCCUAGAGCGGGUAUAGGGAUGGAGCGUGGUCUAGACCAAACACGACAGGCCAUCCGCGAGAAUAUGCAAGCGUUAGUCCCACCUAGCAAAGAAGAAAUUGUGCGGACUGUCUUUGUGAGUGGGAUCACAGAUGGAAUUAGUAGCAAUGAGGGUGUGGAGAAGAUUCUUAGCACCGUGGGUAAGGUGCGCCGUUGGGAUAGAGCUGUCGAUGCUGGUGGGAAAGAAAUGGCCUUUGGCUUUGCCCAGUUCGAAGAUAUCGAGUCCCUCUGGCUCGCCUCCGAGAUCCUAAAAGAUAUCAAGGUACCCGUGAAAAAGCAAGUACCAUUAGACGAGCCCGCGAACGACGACGAUUCAUACGCGAAUUUCGAAAAAACAACCCUUCAAAUUAAACUAGAUGAGAAUUCGGUAAAAUACCUAGAGGCGUAUAGGGAGAGCAGGCCUGACGACUCUGGUGCAGAGGCAAGACGGGAAGCUGCCAGAGGUGCGUUGAAGCAGACCAUAAAAAAUCUCUUUUAUCCUACCUCGCGACCUGGAGCAGACGCGGAUGGGGAUGUCGCCAUGGGUGACAGCUCGGCUCAGAACGGCGAGAAUGUUGAGGUGGUUAAUAUCCCCUUGGCACAGGAGGACGAACUGGCCGACAUCCCAGCUGAGAUGCGCGAGACCGUUGCUGCAGAAAUCGCCGCUUUCAGAGAACGAAGUAUUAGGCGAGAUAUGGAACGCUUGAAGAGGGAGGAAGAACUCGAGGCAAUGGAACGUCAAAGGAAUGGCGCAUCUCGGUCCUCUCGAUUAGCGUCACCACCGCCUUCUAAUUCAAAUAAUAUUCCGCUAGGACCGCGCGGUGUGCCGAAUGCGCCAUCUGGUCCUAAGGGGCAGAAGUCUGAUAUGGGCAAGGAUUACAAUAGGUCAAUUAAUUUUAUUAACGGCGGCACGACAAAUGGUGGUCAAUCUUAUAACAGGGAUGACGAGGACGAUUCGGCCAGUGAUGAGGAACUGGAGCGUCGUCGAAUCGCUAAGCAAAAUGCGGAGACUGAGAAGCUCUAUCUGGACGCCGAGCGCAGAUGGUUGAAUCGGGAGAAGUCUCGCACAGCUGCCCUAGAACGAGAAAAGGAGCGCGACGGCUCGGAUGCAAAAGACUUUGCUAAGAACAGAGAUAAAGUGCUCCAGCGACUCAAGCAUUUCGAUGACGAUGCGGAGGCAUCACGAAAGUCGGAAGAUUAUUAUAAGGACCGGAGCGCUUGGAUCAGGAAUCGCACUGCAUUUAGAGCCAGAGAAAUAGCAGCCGAUGAUACAGACCGACAAGCAGAAGAGCAAGAACGCGUCAAGGAAGAGGCAGAGCGCGAGCAAGCCCGGGGUAUGGCUGAUUCGUUCCUCGAGAGGCAAGCUCAGGAGAUGGAACAACGGCAAGUUAGCAGGGUCGGAAUUACAGCACCUCAACCCUUCAAGCUAUCUCUCGGCGCAGCUGCGCAGAAGGCGCAAGCGCAACGUGCGGCGCCACAAAGGAAGACCAUCGCCGAGGUUGAGGGUCUUCUCGAGGAUGAGGACGAGGAUGCGACUUCUAGGCGGCAACUCAUACCAAUUCAAUUUGAGCCCGCUGCUGCUGCGGCCAUGUCCGAUGAAGAACGUGACCAGGCUGUGCGUGCAUUAGCACAAGAAAUUCCAAACGAAAAGGAAGGACUCUGGGAGUGGGACGUUAAGUGGGACUUCUUGGACGAGAGCGUUAUUCGCGAGAAGCUCAGGCCCUUUGUCGAGAAAAAACUGGUCGAGUAUCUAGGUGUCCAGGAGCAACUUCUUAUCGAGGUUGUAGAAGAGCAUCUUCGGAAGCACGCCAAACCUGGGGAGCUGGUGGAGGAAUUGGCAGAGGCAUUGGAUGAUGAAGCCGAAGCCCUCGUUAAGAAGCUUUGGAGGAUGGUUAUUUUCUUUACUGAGAGUGAAAAGCGUGGUCUUUCUGCAUAGGGUGAGAAGGUACUUUGAUUUCCCGGUGCCUUACAAUAACACCAUACCUCGAGUCGGUAACCACUGUACAAUUCAAAAGUUCAAAAGUUCGUCUUGUAAUUGAGGAUAUCUAACCCGCAGUUUGAGAUAGCCUGCGUGUGGGGAGGGAGCAUAACGAAGGGAAUACUCCUCGGAUAUCCGGAUCGUUGGGGAUGAACUAUAGUCUUCAGACGGGAAAAGCUCAUUCUGCAUGAUAUCCAUGAGAAAUAAUAGCUCUAUGGAUAUUAAGAGCUAGGUAUUACAGUAAUACAGAAUAUAAUAAAGCUGUCCGUCGAAGAAUAUUUGCGCUACCAGGUACUUUACUUGAUUAUUUAAUAAUAACUUGAAUUUCAAAUUUGAAUAACUGAGUAUAUGUAGAUAGUACCUAGGCAAGUGGCGUGCGGAGCUUGACCGUCAGGGGUAACAACCGUGGUCCGGGUCCGGUUUGCGAUUUGCGGAGUACUGUGGGUCCAACGGAAUGCCGAGGCAAUUCAAG
Molecule: messenger RNA, 2994 nt
Organism: Daldinia decipiens
Lineage: Eukaryota; Fungi; Ascomycota; Sordariomycetes; Xylariales; Hypoxylaceae
Exons: 4
Coding region: 189-2480 (763 amino acids)
Biological process (GO): mRNA processing
Cellular component (GO): spliceosomal complex
Molecular function (GO): mRNA binding
Source: RefSeq, a predicted model, not a curated record